Messenger RNA from Lachancea fermentati, 2211 nucleotides. Lineage: Eukaryota; Fungi; Ascomycota; Saccharomycetes; Saccharomycetales; Saccharomycetaceae. The record is from the annotation of a GenBank genome assembly.
AUGGAAAGUAGGAAAUCGCAUAGGGCAGGCCAGUCACAAUACAAGAAUGGUAUUUCUAGGCCAUCUGAUUUUGGAGAUAACGAGCUGACAGAGGAAAGAGACGAGGAAGCUUUAGAAAAUAAAGAUACUACGGAUCUACGUCGGUCGUCUUCGAUUUCAACCAUAUUAGAGGAAAUGGGUAAUGAAGACGUAGGAAACUCUCAUGAAAACCAGGGAAAAGUUCCAACUGCAGCAACGGCCAAGCCUGCAGGCGACUUUACAAUGCUGGAAGAUACAGGAUAUAAGAACACUGUGCACUCCUCCAGAUCUUGGAAUAUAUUGCCCAGGAUAGGUGAGACGGUUCAUAACCGUAAGCAUUCCUUGAAUUUUGCAACUUUGAAGCUGAAUGGAGUUAAUAAGGAAAUUGUAUAUGAUCCUCGCUAUAAUGCAUUAUUUCCGAAGGUAGAGAUCUUCUACUCUGCUAACGCACAUACAACUACAACGGACGCAUAUGUUCAUGCUAAGACACGCUUGGAGUCUUACGUACAAUUUUUGGAGAUAUAUCAUAACUCAAGACGUUAUGCAUCUGCAUGCUAUCCAUUUAAGGUUAAUAUUGCACCAACCGGUGCAUCUAGCGGUUACCCAUCUUAUAUGUCCGGAAUAAAUUACGAAGAGAUAGGAGAAAUGAUUCAAUUCUGGUUUACGCAAGCGCUUAAAUUCAUACUUGAUAAGAACUCUAUGUUAUUUUCCAGAGAAAUAGCCUCAUUUCUUAACAAACGUUCGGCUGCUUUAUUGGAGCGCGCAGCUGAACCUGCCUUGACUGAUGAUGAGAAAGAUAUCAUGACAGACACCUUAAAAAGUGCAGACAUUUUACUAAUCAGAUGUGCUCUUGAGGAGGAGUUUAGUUGGCAGUUGGCCUUAGAUGAGCCGAACUGGAACAUUGUUGACUUUUUUGUAGAUCUUACCCCUUUCAGUGACCGUACGGACGGCAAACCUCAGCAAAAUACAGAUGGAGAUAAAGCGUCAAACGUUACUGCUACCUCUACACAAUCGUCGCUUUCUGUUAACAGUUCUUCAGCUGAAAACUCAUCAACUUCGUCAGUAUCAGAAGAAACUGAUGAAAAAGACUCCCUGGAAAAUGUUGAGAAAGUUAACCCUGGCUCUACCAACUUUCACAUUGGCUCAGAGCUUCCAAAUCUAGGAACCUCAUGUGUUCAGGACUGUAUGGGCCGGGAUUUGACAAAAUUGUCUGACAGGAAGCCCGGAAUGGCCGCCUUGGCCAGGAAGCUCACUGAAAUUUCAAUAGAGGAUGCUCGAUCCGAAAGAACUACAAAACGAGAAAAAAAAGUGAAAUUUCCUAGAGGUGCUGCUUCUACAUUGGGACUUUCAAACAUUUUUAAGCGUAAAGCUUCUCAUGCCGAUUCAUUGAAAAAUGAAUCAAAUGGUAACUCAUUCGGAGAUUCCGCCGAAAGAGUUAACUUCAACAUUCAAAACAGGUAUUUGGAGGACUAUUAUGCAAAUAUUCUUGGGAAUUAUAGGAAGCUCAUUUUGCCUGCUCAGUAUGUUUUUCCAAAAAAGAAUUUAAUAAAACUGGCCCAAAAGAAGGAGAAGCUCAACGAAGCACAAGCUAGAAAUUACGAAAAGGAAUUCCUGAAAAUUAAGCUGCCGCUUGAAUCAAAUUUUUUCCCCGUGAUUAUGUGCCCUGAUGUUUGGAUACCGUUGCCUUUUGCUAAAUGGAAAGGUUUCUUAAAGGAAGUUUACAGAUGUAUCUCACCGGGUGGAUUUCUGCAAACAUCAACAAGCAAUUUUAUUACUACGAAUAUUUGCGAGGUUUCGGGGAAAGAUAAUGUGAAGUUCUCUACUACUCGUGAAUUGGAUGACUUAACGGAGUCAAUUUCUUUGGAAGGCGUAAAAAGAGGACUCCGUGUCUAUCCCAUGCGAUACUUGGUCCAGCUGUUGAAAGAGGUUGGAUUCGUAGAUGUUAAUUACACUGUUGUUAGUCUAAAGCGAGGCGAUUUUACAACAAAUAUGGGGAUGAUUUUCGAGUUUCUGGCUUUAUAUUAUUAUGAUUUUCAAUUGAGAGCUGGUUUUCUUGAUGCCGAUAAAGCCCCUCAAGGUACAGAUCCAGCCUCAUUUCCUUUACGUUACGUAAAGGAACAUUUGGGAUCUGUCGAUAAUGAUGCAGGGGUUCUGCGUUUGGUACUUACUACCGCUCGAAAACCUAUGGAGUAA